Molecule: messenger RNA, 813 nt
Organism: Dibothriocephalus latus
Lineage: Eukaryota; Metazoa; Platyhelminthes; Cestoda; Diphyllobothriidea; Diphyllobothriidae
Source: the annotation of a GenBank genome assembly
GCUAAGGAUUCUCGACGAAUCUUUGCUGAACCCGUCAGUCGGGAUAUAGCUCCCGACUACUACUCAGUCAUCGAAGACCCCAUGGACUUCUCGACAAUGCGCAAGAAGCUACAAGAUCACGAGUAUCUUUCCGUGGCAGAUAUGGAGGAAGACUUUAAUCGAAUCGCCUCUGAGGUCUUUAAGAAGGCCAAGGAACAGGAGAAAGUGGGCCUCUUUGACAUCUCCCCCGAACCAGACUUAUCUUCAACCUCCACUAACCUUCCGAGCGCGAUUGUUAGCAAUAAAGAAGCCACACGCACGUGCGACCUCGCUCCCUCGCCCUCUUCUCCUGUUGCAAAUGCCGCUCAAGCGGUUGAACAAGUUAGCAAGACCGCCACCGCCACUACCAACACGAUGCCAUCCCUCAAAUCCCGACAAUCAACACGUCCUGUGCCGAUCGCACUAUCCUCACCCGCCGAAAUUAAGCCCUCAGAGAUGCGCUCGAGAUUGCGUUCGCGUGGUUCAGAUCAGGUUUCACCCACCACUGCUUCUUCGGGCGAUACAUCCUCUUCCCAAACUCGAGAACCCCCAUUAAAACGACGCCGUAUCUCCGUCGCUGCCACUGCAUCGCACAAUGGCAGUAGCAGAUUACGACGGUCUACCGCACCGGCUCCGCUUCGGCUAACUCCGGCCCACGGCCUUACCACACCGGUCGCCGAGACUUCAGAAGGUAUCCCAUCUAGGGGGCGUUUGACUUCAGAAAUUGCCUCACCCACUGACGCCGCCAAUCUCCUCGCUAAAGGUGCCGGAACCACCACUGGCACCGUAUCCUCC